Molecule: messenger RNA, 4661 nt
Organism: Fonticula alba
Lineage: Eukaryota; Rotosphaerida; Fonticulaceae
Exons: 11
Coding region: 113-4528 (1471 amino acids)
Molecular function (GO): protein binding
Source: RefSeq, a predicted model, not a curated record
CCCCCCCCUCCCGCCUCCUGAGCACCUCAUAUUCCCUUCCCCCUCCUUUUUUUUUCCCUCUCUCCCCCGCCUGCUCUUGGACCCUCGCCGCUUGGCAGCCGAUCCCGCCGCCAUGAGCCCCAGCGCCCGCGGGUCCGAUGCCCCGGUGGUCAUCCGUGAGACGGACCGCUCAACAAUGGCCAUCCUCAGCCACCUCCCGGCACACAUCCGCAAGACCUACACCCAAUCGGCCCAGAUCAUCCUCGACCCGCCGAAUGGCCAUCUCAUUGCCCUGCACGAGGCGAAUUGCCUCCUCUGGCCGUACUCCCAGCCGGUCAAGGGCCACAGGGUGUUCCAUCUGCCCUUCCGUAUGCCAGUUGGCGACUGUUCGCGGCCGAUGGCCUGUCUGCUGGCAGGCGGCCCGGCGCCGCUGGCCCUCGUGGUCUGCUCGCCGGCCGGGGAGAUUGCCCUCUGGCCGACGGUGUCCGACCCUGGGGCCGUGGAAGUCCUCCGACUGGGGGACAUCCUGCGCUCCGGCGACCCGGGCCCCGGGGCCGUGGUUCAUGUUUACGGGUCCUCCCUGGGGGCCUUCCUGCUGACGGCCUCCGGGCGCCUUUUCUGUCUGUCCUUAUCGCGGGCGCUUUUCGUGCCAGCCAUCCACCUGGAUGAGGUCCGUCUAGCUGGGCCAUUUGACGCGCCGGCUGUCGGCCAUGCGGCGGCUGCCCCCUCGCUGGCUGCCAGUCUCAUCCAGAAGGCUGCCGCUGCCUUUGGCCUGACGGCCCCCUCGACCCCGGCCACCGGAGAUGACCAUGCCGGCUUUGAUGCCCUGGCCGCAGCGGACCCCCUCUGCCUGGGCUCCUUUGACGGCUGCCUCGGGCCCUUCCACCAUGUGCUUACCUCCCUCACUCGCACGCAUCUGCUGAGCUGGAAUGUCUCGCCUCAGUCGCGCUCGUUCCUCGGCGCGGUCGAGAUCAAGCCGCUAAUCCGCCGGGCCCUCGGUCGGCUGGAGCCCUCGGCAUCGUCUCUUCCCCUUGACCAUAUCACCUUGCUGGACCUGCAGGCCACUCCGGGGGUGUUCCUCCUGGCCCGGGUCACUUUGCCGGCGGAGGCCCUGCUGUCGGCCCGGGCGCCGCCUGGCUUGGCCGGUGGCCCUCGGUCGGUCCUGCUGGUGGCCGGCCUGCGGCCGCUCUUGCUGGACGACGGCAGCCGGCUCAGCUGGGACACCACGGUCUGCCGGCUGGUGUGGCUGCCCGUGGAACCGAGCCCCUGUGGGCUAGAGGGGGCCUCCCUGCGCCUGGCUGUUUCCGGCACCUCGGUGGCCAUCUCCUCGCCGGGCUUCGUGGCGCUGACCUCGCUCGAGGAUGUUGAGGAGGACGACCAAAUCAUCCGCACCAUGGAGGGGGAUCGCUUUGCGGCGGUGGCCCUGGCGACGACUGCCCCCCCGGCUGGAACCUCCGGGACUGGAGCCCCGCCGUCGGACCUGCUGGUCUUCGCGGCCCGACAUGCGUCUCUCCUGCGGCUGAGCCAGCCGGCCCUGACUCCCGUGCCGGCCGGGCACCUGAUCCCGGCCGAACACCGUCGGACCCAGGCUUUCCGGACCAUGCUGACCGAGUAUCUGGCCAUCGGGGCCAGUGCUCCGAUCGCGGUGGAGAUGCUUCGCCAGGAUGUCGGCCCGCUGGGUCGGGGCGGGGCCACCUCGCUGGCUUUCCCGUCGACCACAGACCCGCUGUUUGAGCGCGUCAUCCGGCAGAUGGUGGAGGAGCUGCUUCAGCCGUCGACCCUUGCCACGCACCUGACCCCGGUGCUGCCGCUGCAGGAAGUCGGUGCGCAUCUGGGCCUCCUGCAAGUCCGCCUCGGGCGACUGAUCAGCGACCCGCGGCUGCGCCUGUCCGGCUCGCUGCGGUCGCACCUGCUGAAGGAGGCCGAGCGAGUGGCCAUGGCGCAGGCUCUGUGGUUGGUGCUGUUUGGCCAGUCGCAGUCGCAGUCGCAGUCGCAGUCGCAGUCGCAGUCGCAGUCGCAGCCGCAGACGGCUGGGGCCCCGAGUGGUGCUCCCCUGGCCUUCGGCCCGGAGUUCGCCCUCGAUGUGGAGGCCCUGCACACGGUGAAGAAAGUGCUUGGCACCUUCACGGUUAACACCUUUGCUCAGAACCCGGCGCUGGUGGCACUGGAGCGUGAGGUGCUGGUGACUGGGCCCGGUCGGGCGGCUGCUCUGACCGAUGCCCGGUGUCGGUUCCUGUUGACCUACUACCCGGCGGCCCUGUUCGGUGCGCACAGCGAGGCCAUUCGAAACGUCCUGGACCAGGCCCAGCAGAAGCUGCUCUCCAUCUUGGACUCCCUGCCGCCGGCCAGCCAGAAGGCCCUCAUGGACCCGGGCCCCUUCACCGGGCCCCUGCUGACCAUUGCCCGGCCGGAUUUGGCUUCGCGCUUCCUGCUGCUUACGCGCCUGGGCUUUAUCAUGGCGGAAAAUGCGCACGCCUUGCGUUUGGCACAUGCCGACACGAUUGGGUCCCUGCCGCCGAUUGACUGGCCAUCGACCGAGCCCUGGCUGCUGGAUGUCCUGGCACAGUUGUACCUGCCGCUGGUCCGGCUAGAGGGGUACACCCCGCUGGGGCUGCUGGUGGCAGCCACAUCGCGACUGCUGGAUGGCAUCCGUCUGCGGGGGGAGUUCUGUCGACAUGCCCAUGGGCUGGACUCCGAGCAGGCGACGCGCAUGGCCCGCGGGUAUCACCGGGCCCGGUGGGCUUUCAUCAGCUCGCUGGCCUUCCAUCCCGGGCCAAUGCCCCUGCCUUCGGCAUUGGGGGGAAGCAUCUCCGGCGAGCAGGCGGCCAUCAACCUGGCCGAGGUGUAUGGGGACAAUGUGUCACUGGUGCAGCUGGUGCUCAGUCGCCCGGGUACUUGGCCCAUCCUGCGGAGCUACAUGGCCAAUCCGCUCUUUGGCAAGGCUUUCAGUUUCCGGCUCUUCCGCCGGCUGCUGACGGCCGGCGAGGUGGCCAGCGUUCUGCAGGGCCAGGCCGGCAUGGCUCUGCCCUUCCUGGGGGAAUUCUUCCAGGCCGAGGAGCAGGCCGAGUUGGAGGCCGCGCAAAGGGUCGCCGGGCGUCGCCAGCAUCCGGGCCCGGCGGCCGAGCGCCCGGGCACCCAGGCGGGGGUUCCCUUUGCCGAGGCGGCCCAGGCGGCGGCGGUCCUGGCCAAUCCCCCGAUCGGGGAGCAUUUCGUGCACUCCGAUGACCUGGUGUCCAUCUGGCGAAACAUGUGUCUGCCCUUCACCGGCAUGGGAGGAACCACGCUGCCGGCCGAGCCCGGGCUCGAUGAGCCGGAUGAUGGUUGUGCGGCCCCCACGCAACCGGGUCAAGCCCCGGGCAUGACGGCUUCGCUGGCUUGGCUGGUGGAUCUGGAUGAUGGCCCGAUGGAGCAGGCCUCGGUCGAAGAGCCGCCGCAGGGGCUGUGCACCCCGCGCGGACCGGUGCGCGGCUGCCUGCGGCUGCUGGCCACGGUGGCCCGGAGCUCGACCUUCCUGGGCAAGGCCUGGCCGCAGCAGACACACACGCCCACCCAUGUGGAGCAGCAGGCGCGCCUGCUGGCCCUGGCCCGACUGGCCAUUCGCUCGAUUCCACAGGAGACGCAGGCUAACACGAACUCCGUUCUGUUGCUGCACUGCCUGACGGACCUGCUGCAGAUGGAGCGCGAAAUGACUGCGGCUCUGGUGGCUGUGCUGCCCAAGGGCGGGAUCUCGCCCCGGCGCGCGGGCCGCAUGGUUUUGAGCCAUGUUCUUGGGCUCUUGGCCAAGUCACCCACCGGCGAGCUGGCCGGCAUGCGCGAUGCUGUGCUGCAUGCAUUCCAGCUUUGUGCUCUCCUGUCGAGUGUGGACUUCAUCCUGCGGGAGCUCCUGCGUGCAGAUGUCCACCCGGUCUUGGUGAGCUUGAUUCAGUUGCACAUGGGCUUGAACCGGGUCCCGACGGCCGAGCCGGGCCAGCCUCAGCGCAGCUGGCUACAGGAGGCCAUUCACCUGCUUUGGGAGGCAGCCAUUCAUGUGGACUUCCCUUCGCCCGAUGCCACGCAGGCGUCCUUGCUGGAGGCCGGUGAUGAGCGCAUGCGCGCCACCCUGUCCGGCACGCUGCUCUCGCACUUCCUGCAGUACACCGCGGCGCUGGACCGCUUCCUGGGGCCGGCCCUUGAAAAGGUGCAACUCAUCGACCAGGAGUCUGACCAGCCCGUUCGGCCGGCUGGGCAGGAGGAGGGUGCCCUUCUCCAGGCCUUGGACUUGGCCCCGCCGGCCAGCCUGUUGCCUGUCUACUUUUCUGACUCGAGCAAAAUGGAGGAGCCCGGGCCAGGGCGCCGCUCCGCGAAGGGCAAGGCCAUGGGUACCUCCAAGGCCAAGAACGCGGCCAUGGACCCGGCAUUGGCCGGUCAACUCCGCGCCUCGGCCGAUCGCAAGAGCAAGCUCCUGAAGCAGGUGUCUCAGCUGGUUUUGGACCAGCUCCAUGCCCAGAAGGCAUCCAGUCACCCGCUGCUGCGUUUGUCCCCGGCCACCAGGGACAAGCAGAAGGCCUGAUGGCCAUCUCCCUGCACACAUGCGCUCGGGCCUGUGGCGGGCGUACGCGCAUGCGUGCAUGCACUCGCCGUAACAGGCAGGCGCUCACGCCCUUGUGGCCCUCCUCGAUCAAAAUACACCCGACUGCUUGCUC